UACGUGACUCUCAUAGUAGAAUCGUAUUUAAUCUUUCAACAGAUACAGAAAUUAUAUAACCGUUCGCACAGUACGUCGUACGAUCGUUUCAUGAAAAAUAUCGAUCUCGAAUACGGUGUUUUCCCCUGCAAUUGUUUUCAGAAAGUGCAAAGACAUCAUCCAAUAGGAGUCGAGUGGGUAGCUGACAAGUUGCGUCGGGGUGGAAAUGGGCAGGGAACAGGAGCUUGUACGCACUCGAGCCGUGAGGUAUUGGUUUCGCGAACGGGGCCAGAUUCUCUCGGUCAAGUGGAUUUUUCAUGUGUUAUUACUUCCAACGGUAUAAUGUAAACUGUCGAUUUUGAUGUCACUCACGUGCCACUGUCUUAAGAUUAUUUAUAUGGAGAUCGUGGAGCGCUAGAAGAUGCUGGGAGACGAUCCACCGUAUCUAUCUGUGGGUACGGAGGUUAGCGCUAAAUAUAAGGGUGCCUUCUGUGAAGCAAAGAUUCGGAAAGUAGUAAGAUCGGUGAAAUGCAGAGUAACGUAUAAACAAGGUUUGGGUACAGCAACGGUAGCUGAUGAUCAAAUAAAAGGGACUUUAAGAGUAGGAGCAUCCGUUGAAGCUAAACACGGAGAUAGAAAAGAAUUUGUGGAAGCUACUAUCACUAAAAUUCAAGACUGCAGUCAAUAUACAGUAGUUUUUGAUGAUGGAGAUAUUACAACAUUAAGGAGAACUGCGCUUUGUUUAAAGAGUGGAAGACAUUUCGCAGAGAGUGAAACUUUGGACCAACUUCCUUUAACACAUCCGGAACAUUUUGGAAAUCCAGUAAUUGGAGGAAGAAGAGGACGGCGGUCUAGACAAGCACAAGAUGAAAGUAGUGAUGAUGAAGAUAGUCCUCCACGAGGAACUCGUGAUUCAGGUUCUAGUGGAACAGGCAAAGAAGGAAUGGAGACAGAACCUGAAAUUGGACGAGUUGUAUGUGUGGAGCUUGGAGAUAAAAAGAAGAAAGAUAAUUGGUUCCCUGGAUUAGUAGUCGCUCCAACUGCUCAAGAUACAGUGAGAAUUCGAGUGAGAGAUGACUAUCUUGUGCGCUCGUUUAAGGACGCACGUUAUUAUACAGUUCCAAAAAAAGAGGCCACCGAAUUUACAAAAGAACUUGUCAACAAAGUUGAGAAUAGCACAUUGAAGGUUGCAGUAGAAAAGGCAUUGCUAUUUUUAGAAAAGAAUGAAUUACCUCCCCAUUGGGAUAGAGAUUCUCUUUUUGGACAUUCUGUAUCAAGUGGAAACAGUGAUUCUGAUGGAGAACUUGAUUCUGAUAGUUCUGAUGAUGAACCGCGUGAGGAAAAAGAUCAUUUCGUAGCACAAUUAUACAAGUUUAUGGAUGAUCGUGGUACACCUAUUAACAAUUGUCCAAUGAUUGGAUCUGAAGAUAUAGAUUUAUAUAGGUUAUUUCGAGCUGUUUAUAAGUUGGGUGGCUAUAAUCGUGUAACAAAUCAAAAUCAAUGGAAAUUAAUAACGCGUCGCCUGAGCUUUACGAUGCAAAAUUCACCAUCUACGCACAAUUUGGUUAAACAGGCCUAUAAGAAAUUCUUACACUCCUUUGAGGACUUCUAUAGAAAAUUAGGUUGUACCAUGGUAAAUCAUCCAAGGGGUACUAUACGCAAACAACGUCCUGGAAGAAGUCUAAUCAGAGAUAAAGAUAGAAAUACUCCUGUACCACCUCAAAUAUCUGUCACUAAAACUGAAAAGGAAGAAGAAGAUAAAAAAAUCAUUGAAGAAGAAAAGAAAGAGAAAAAAGAAAUCAAAAAAGAACAACCAGUAAAAGAAGAAGAAAUUGUAAAGAUAAAAAAGAAAGAUGAAUUUGAAGAAAGCGGUAGCGGACAAGACAGUGACGUGAAUGUUGAGGCUGAAGCUGAAUCUUCAUCCAGUAGUGAAAAAUCUCAAAAAAUUUCGACGUCCUUAUCAUUACCAAAUAGAAGCAAAUCUAAAAAUAAAGAAGAUUCAAAGAAAAAAGUAAUAGAAAAAAAGAAAGCUGAACCUAAAAGACAAGAGAAGAAAGAUGAUAAAAUAAAAGAAGAGGAUGCUGCUAAAACGAGAUCUAAAUCUAAAGAUGAUAAUGUAAAAAGUAAAAUAUCUUCUGAAAAUAGGGAAACACGAACUCCAUCGAGAGAAUCGGAAAGAAAGACUUUAUCCAAACAAAGACGAUUGAUAGAUGAGGAUCUGAAGAAACGAGGGAGGAAACGAAAAGAGUUUGAAGCAGAGAAAUCACGUACGGAUGAACAGUCAGCAGAUUCAGCUCCGUGUUACAAAGGUCCUGUGGAAUUAGGAGAUAGACUGAAAGUAUAUUAUGGACCUACUCAUGAAUCUAAGGUUACUUAUGAAGCAAAAGUUAUUGAUAUGGAAAAAGAUGGUACAGAACCAAUGUAUUUAGUACAUUAUACUGGAUGGAAUACGAGAUACGAUGAAUGGAUUAAAUCAUCAAGAAUAGCACAGAAUUUUACACAAGCUCAAGGUAGAAUGAAACGAAUUAAAGCUACUUCACGACCUCAAACUCCCAGUACGAAUUUAUCAAAUAAUAUAAAUAAGUCAUCAAAAAUUAUUUCUAACACUAGUUCGAAUACUUCGCAAAACCGACGUCGAGCACAAAGUGUUGCACCUACUACAUCAGUUGUUUCGUCUUCUUCAACAAAAGAAGCCAAGAAAGAAGAGAAAGAAAAAGAAAUAUCUCAACCAGUUAGAUCUACGACUCCAUUAUCUGUUAUAAGUUCUAGCUCUAGGACGAAAAGUCCAGCGACACCGGCAAAUAAUCGUCAAACACGAACAAGAAAUAAUGAUAUGUCGAGUAUAGAACACCGGAGGCGUACUAGAAGAACUUCUGGACACGCGGAUAUAGUUCCAUCAGAAACUGAAGAAAGUGAGACAUAUGAUUCAGAUACUACGGAAUCAGAACAAACACGAACGAAAUCUAAGACUGUAGAGGAAAGAAAACGUAAAGAAGCGAGAUAUAGAGUAGAAGAUAGAAUGAAACCCGACGAAACUAGCGAGGGUGAAGAAGAUAAAGAUAAUUUAGAAGAACCGCGUAGAGGUAGGAGAUUAAGAAGGACAAUCAGUAAAUCGCAAGGUAUAAAAUCUGAACCAGACAGCGAUGAAGAACAACCGAAAGGUCGAGAUUUCGACUUGAAUCAAAUACGAUCUGAAUUAAAAGGUUUUGAUAAAGCAGUAAAAUUGGAACUUGUUAGGGUUGAACCAGAUCCAGAAGACGAAAUAAAAAUAGAAGAGAAGGAAAAUGUUUCAGUUUCACCAAAAUUAGAGAAAAAUUUAGAAGCAUCGAAAUUAGAAACAAUGCCUGAAUCUAAAAUAAUAGAUAACACAGAAGAUAUAUAUGAAUUUAAAGAACCAGAACCAUUUGAAUUUGAAGUACGAAACAAACGGGAUACGAGCGGAGAAAAGGACAAAAUAAAGAAGAGAGUAUUUGAAGAAGAGCCAAAAAGUCCUAAGAAAAAGCAAAAAAUAGUUGUAUCACCAGUUAUUAAAGAAGUUAAAUCAGAAACAGAUAAUGAUUCACGAAAGAAAGUAAAGAAAUUAUUUAGCAAAAGAACUGACGACAUUACAGAUAAUUUACAUUCUCACAAAUCGUUACAAUCUACAUCAUUAACAACAUGCGAAGAAGCAUUUGAUAAGCUUUGUGAAUCGCCACCAUUCAAUCAAAUGAAAUCUAUACCUAUUAUUGAGGAGACAGGUAAAAUAAAUAAUGGCAUAGAUCUUUUAUUCAGUGAUUUACCUGGAGAUGAUGAUGCUACUCAUGAUGAUUCAGAAGAUCGUUUAAUAAUAUCAGAGGCAGAAGUUUCGGAAGCGGAACAAGAAAAUUUAUUUACAUAUCAACAAGAAAUGUUUCCUUCUAAUGACGGAAAUGAUUUAAUGGAAUCAAAUAAAGAAGAUAUAAGUUUACAAAUUGAAUCGGUAAGAGAAGAUAUAACGCUAACAGUCUCAAAUAAACCUGACAUAAUUGUUGAGCAAAAACAAAAUAUUAAAUCUCCAUUGCAUAGUCAAUCUCCAGAAUUAAAACCAUUGGAUUCAAAAUUGUUAGAUAUUACUCCUGUUCCAUCUCCAAUUGUAACAGUUCCAGCACCGAUUAGUGCGAGAUUACCAGCUACAUCUACAAUUGAAGAAAAACUUUCAGCUGCAAUGGCUUUUCGUAGUAAAACUAAAGAUGUUAAAAAAGAAGAUGAGACUCCCGAAGUUGUAUGGAAAACAUCAAAGGAAAUUUCUAAGAAAUUAGAUGCUACAGUUGUACAAAAAAGUAAAGAAGAUCAGCAUGGGCCUAAGAUUGAAAGUGAAAAUAAUAAACGAGAAGAGGAAGAUAUCGUAAUAAGUAAUGAAAACCAGUGUGAAGAAAUAAUGUGUGUAGUAAUUAAACAAAAAGAAGAAGAACUUCAACAAUUUAAACCAAAAAAAGAAGUAGAAAUUAAAAAAUUCGUUGAAACAAAAAUAGAACAUACAAAAAUACAAGAAAAAGAAGAAGAGGAAUGGAAACGUGUAGAAAAUGAAAAAUCAAAAAAGAUAGAGGACGAAUUUAAAGAACAUGAUUUCAAAGAAAAGGAAAAUCACAAGAAGAUAAUUAAUCAAGAUAUGGUAGAUUCUGCAGAUAGUAGUGAUUCUGAACAGAGACUAGUAAUUGAUAAUGAGGAGUCACAAGAUGUGAAGAGUUCAACAUCAAAUUUUGAUGUUAAAUUAAGAGCAGAGUUGGAUAGACUUCAGGACACGCAGGAAAGAUAUUCACAAACGCAGAAAUCUAUGCAGCCGCUAAAGCAUCAGCAGCAAGAAUGCGUUACUGAAUUUAAAACUGAGAUUAAAGAAAUUCCUGUUACGAAAACAGAUGAAGAGGGAGAAACAAUUAAUUCCUUGUUAUGUGAAGAAGAAAUACCUGGUUCACCAGCUCCUAUUACCGAAAGUAUAGAGCAAAUAAAUGCUGGUCCAUCCUGUUCACCUCCAAAAGUUGAAACUGCAGAAAGUAAUAUAGUAUUGAUGGAAAUGCCAUUUGCAAGUGCUCCUACAUCUGGUCAAAGUACAACCAGCAGUACUGUUGCUACUCUCAGCAUGGCACUGCCCAAAACUAUAGAAACAUCUGUACCAGUUUCUUUAUCUAUGCAACAAAAUCCAACUUUGAGCAUGAGACAACAGUCUCAUCAUCAACAUUUACCUGCGUUAAUGCCUGCACAGAGAAGAGAAAGCAAUGAAGCAGCACCUGUAAUGGAUAAUACCCCUCCGACUACACCUGAUUCAAGCAUUUCCAAUAUUUCUGGCUCUCCAAGAGAAGAAAGAACAGGAGGUUCAUCACCAACCUCAGAGGAUAACAUGAAACAUAAUCGUGAUAGUUCUGAAGCGGAUAAUGAUAGUGGUGGGAAAGGUCCAGGAUUCAGUGAAGAUGAUACAUUACCAAAUGUUGAAGGAAAUUCUACAGAUAGAAUAUUAAAACCACCAGCAAAACGAACUAUUGAAGAAACACAAUCUCCCAAAAAACGUAAAAGAAACAGAAAGCAUUCAGAGUGUGAUAAAAAUACUACUAAAAAGACAGGAAGACAUAGUAAUAGACAUGGUAGACAUGGUGGUGGAAGCGAUAGUGACGAUACGAGUGAAGGUUCUAAUUUAUGUGGAGUUAAUUCGACUUCAGCAAAUCACACAAAUAUUGCUAAUGUUCCCGAUCUUAGUAACUACUCAUCGAGAUCACCUCGGCCAACAAAAUAUAAUUUCUAUGUAGAAUUAGAUCCCGAAUUAGAUGGUAGUCAAAGGAUAGCUGUACUACAGCAAAAAUUAGCUGAAUUACGUAAAACAUAUAAUGCAGUGAAAGUUGAACUUGCCGCUAUUGAAAGACGUAGAAAAAAGUUAAGAAGAAGAGAACGGGAAGCCAUAAAGGCAGCUAAAGCAGAAAUGCAACAGGCUUGUUCGUGAUGAGCUGCCUUGAAACAUCCUAAUUGACUCAGUUUGCACUAAGAAACUUUUAUACAACACCCAGAGAUAAUAGUAUCAUUAUAUAGAUACCUUGCAAUUACAGCAGAUUUCAUGACAAUUUUUAUCUACCUAACAUCGUUUGGGUAACUUUCCCCCCAUUAAUAUAAAUUGUAGAUAUAGCUAUAAGAUUUAGUAUAAAAGAGAAACAUUUACCAGAAUGAAUAUAUAUAUUCAUAUAUGCUUUGUGUUGUACAUUAUUUUGACAAGAACGUAAUGUGACAGUUAAAAAUUUUUA
Frieseomelitta varia is the source of this 6221-nucleotide messenger RNA. RefSeq names its product AT-rich interactive domain-containing protein 4A (gene htk). Gene Ontology annotation, cellular component: nucleus. Gene Ontology annotation, biological process: regulation of transcription by RNA polymerase II. Gene Ontology annotation, molecular function: transcription cis-regulatory region binding. Bases 401 to 5926 code for a protein of 1841 amino acids. The transcript is spliced from 8 exons. Lineage: Eukaryota; Metazoa; Arthropoda; Insecta; Hymenoptera; Apidae. The record is from RefSeq and is a predicted model, not a curated record.